This is a messenger RNA of Xiphias gladius (swordfish), 11424 nucleotides long. RefSeq lists its product as uncharacterized. The record is from RefSeq and is a predicted model, not a curated record. Gene Ontology annotation, molecular function: protein binding; zinc ion binding. Lineage: Eukaryota; Metazoa; Chordata; Actinopteri; Istiophoriformes; Xiphiidae.
CGUCACGGGGUCUCGAAAAAGGCGAAAAGGAAGGGAAGAUGGCUGUCAGUGUGUUAGCUACCGUUUUAGCCCUUCUUGCUUCUGCUUUGGAAUAUUGAAGCAAAGUUGUCAUGGAAAAAUGGAAAAGACCUCUGACUCCUGAGGAAGAUGCCCUGGAGCACAUAGUUGCUUGUAGAGACAAACCCUUCCUGGAAGAAAGGUAUAUAGACUCCUUUAAAGGGAGAGGACUGUUCACCCACAAAACCAUUGAACCAUUCACAUUUGUUGUGGAAUAUCGUGGGAACAUCUUUUGUCACAAAGACACAAGGCCCAAGAAGAAAUGUGGGGAUACUGUGAACAAUUAUUUGUAUGAGUUUUCAUGGGAAGGAGCAAACUGGUGCGUUGAUGCUUCAAAAGAGGAUAGGACCCUUGGAAGACUCGUGAAUGAUGAUCACAUAAGUCCCAACUGCGAAAUUAAGAAAAUUGUUUGUGACGGGAAGCCACACUUGUGCCUUUUUGCAGUGAAAGAAAUAUCUCCAGGCGAGGAGAUAACGUACAGUUAUGGGGAUUCCUCUUACCCGUGGCGCUCAAAGCUUGAGGACUCAGCAGCUUCCAGCACUGAGGAAUCCUGCUCUGAUGAUGAUGACCCACUACCUGACAGUGGACCAAGCCAUGACAGUGACAGCUUUGCCAACAUCAACAGUGAGAUGGAUUUUAGGGACUGUUCACCUUUUUCCGAGUUAGAUUCUUCUCAAGGGACGACAGGGUCUUUUAUGCUGCAACCAGACAAUGCUUCAUGCAGCCAGCAGGAGAACGAGGCGGCUUUAAACUCUGAUGAACACAGCUUGGAUGGAGACUGCGAACUCGACAAGGCUGCUUUGAGCUCCGAUGAACAUUGCUCAGAUGAAGACUACAUACCCAACGAAUUGGAGCCAGAUUUGGAGCAACGCAACCCUAAAAAUAGUAAUGCUGAAGAGGACAAUGAAGAAUCAGAUGUUUUACUUCAGCAGAACGUUAACUUUCCAGAUGAUGUGGAACCACGAGGCAGUAAACUGACUCCUGAGCAAGAUGCCCUGGAGCACAUAAAGGCUUGCAGAGACAAACCCUUCCUGGAGGAAAUGUUUAUCGACCCCUUUAAAGGGAGAGGUGUGUUCACCCGGGAAUCCAUUGAACCAUCCACCUUUGUUGUUGAAUAUCGGGGGAAUGUCUUUACUCAAAAAGAGACCCAGAAAAAUAAAUGUAGGGAUACUUUGAACAAAUAUUUGUUUGAUUUUACGUGGAAUGGAACAAACUGGCGCAUUGAUGCUUCGACAGAGGAUGGGACCCUCGGAAGACUCGUGAAUGAUGAUCACAUAAGUCCCAACUGUGAAAUGAAGAAGGUUGUGUGCGGGGAGAAGCCACACUUGUGCCUUUUUGCGGUGAAGAAAAUAUCUCGAGGCGAGGAGAUAACAUACAACUAUGGGGACUCCUCAUACCCCUGGCGCUCAACAGUCGAGGAUUCAUCAGGCUCUAGUUCUGCAGUGUCCUCCUGUGAUGACGAGUAUGUCCCUGAUGAUGGACCAAGUAGCGAUUACGGUUUUACCAGGAACCAGAACCAACAGAGUCAGAAUUUUAAGAACAAUCCAGAUUUCGCAGAGUCAGGUUUAUCAGAACAGCAGAGAUUUGUGCCACAACCUACUGAUGAUUUAUCCAUCCAGCAGGAGGACGAGGUUGAUUACAGCUCCGAUAAUUUUACCUCUGAUGGAGAGCCCAAAGACCCCUCCUGUACCAUCAGAAAUUAUUGUUAUGUUUGCGGGAAAGCCCAGUCUAAAAUUUCUCGUCACCUUUUCAUCCAUAGAAAUGAGGAGGCUGAUAUAGCUGAGGUGUUUGCAUUACGUCUAAACUCCAAGGAACGAAAAAGGCUACUGGAGAAGUUACGAAACAGAGGAAAUUACAAACAUAAUCAGGAGGUUUUGAAGACUCACAGUGGAGAACUGAAAGUGAGAAGAAGAAAAGCACACAUGUCCAACACUGCUAAAACAUUUGCGCCCUGUAUAUAUUGUAAAGGCAUGUAUAGUCGUAAGGACAUAUGGCAGCAUAUACAAAGGUGUUCUUCAAAGAAGUUCUCAAAAUCUCCAACAGGUGGCAAGACUAAAAUCUUAACUUUGGUUGCUGCUGCAGGGUCAACAGACCCCCAAGAAAUCUCAUCAGAAGUGAGGAAGAUAUUAAAAAACCUGAAGAAAGAUGAGAUUGGAUCAGUAGUUAGGAGUGAUUCUUAUAUACUGCAGCUGGCACAGUGUUUGUGCCAUAUGAAUGAAAGGAACACAAAAAGAUCUGAAGACAUCAAACAGAGGCUGCGGCAGAUGGGAAGACUCCUGUUAACAUUAAGGAAAAAGUCGAUAAGAACCUUUGAAGAGGCUAUCAGACCUGAAAACUUCCACAGAGUUGUUGAAGCUGUCAGAGAGCUUGCUGGUUUCAAUGAAGAGAUUAAUUCCUGCAAAAGACCAAGUCUUAUCCUGAAAUUGGGGAAUUCACUCAAGAAAAUUGGUGACAUUAAAUUUGCCAGGGCUUUGAAAGAGGAUGCUGAUAGAGAGAUGAUACAUGAAGCUGAGACAUUUAUGAAGUUGUGUGCCAAAGAAUGGAGCUCCACGCCCCCAUCAAAAUCAGUCCUAAACAGCCCAUCAACCAAACCGUUCACACAUGACGUGCAGCUUUUCUACCAGUGCAUGGAGAAGACAGCAGCGUCUGCGAUCAAAAGCCUGACAAUGUAUGAAAGCCCACCAGUCUAUAAUGCACUUCUCAGAGUGACAGUUGCAAAAGUGUCGAUCUUAAACAAAAAUGUGUUUGAAGUUUCAAAAGUAACACUCCAGUCAUUUGAGGAAAGGGACAAGACUGAGCUUAAAGAAGACGCCGCUGUUUGCCAGUCGAAGAUUGAGCAACUUCUGUGCAAGCGCUACGUGAAGAUCAAUGUUAUGAGCAAAAGUGGCAGAAAAGUUGGCGAUAAAAAAGUUGCUGUUACGUUGACCCCUGAACUGCUCAGUGCAAUAACACUGCUUGUGAACAAAAGAGAAGCAUGUGGUGUGCAUAAAAGUAAUCCCUUCUUAUUUGCAAGACCUGUCGCCAUAUGUACAAGCUUCUACCAGGGGAAAACGUGCAUCAGCACUUUUGCAGCUCGGUGUGGUGCAAAGAACCCAGAGAACCUCAGGUCUGCAUUUUUUCGUAAGCACAUUGUAAGAAUUUUCCAGAUUCUUAGCCUCACAAACGACGAGCUUGAACAGCUAGCCAGACUUCUGGGCCGUGACAUUCGGACCGACAGGGAGUAUUAUCAGAUGCCAGAGGCAGCUGUUGACAUUGCAAAAAUCUCAGAGCUACUCUCAGCAAUGGAGAAUGGAUCUCUUGAAAGAUUCGAAGGAAAAUCAUUUGAGGAGUUUGAGAUUGCAGAUGAAUUACAGCUGGCCGUGGAGCAUGAUGGAUCUGAAAAUAGUGAUGCUAAGGAGGACAGUGAAGACGCAGAAAGUGCUCUUAAGCCGAGCGAUGUAAAAUACAGGGCCAACGCCGCUCAGGAUAAGGCCGUCACAUCCAAAGGCUCCUUUUCACCAAAUAAAAAAAGAGUUUCUUCCUCAAGCAAAUGUGGCCUGCGCAGAAGGAAGGAGAGUGAAAAUGAGGACUUUGAGCAGAAUAAUGAAAAAAAUUAUGAGGCGAACAUUGAGAACAAUGACAAGUCAGAGGACAUGCCCGUGAAGUGUGCUGUCAAAACACCUGAAGAAACACCAUCUCAUAGUAAUGAGGAUGCAAAAAACACUUGUUUUAGUGAUAAUGAUGAGGACAUGAAUAUGCAGUUUGAUGUGGACAUAGACACCGAUGAGUACGUCAGAAAUAUGGAAAAUCAUGGAGAUGGCGACUCAAAGGGAUUAGCAGCAAUGCCUGUGGUGACAGAUGUCAAAGAAACUACAAAGCAGGACAUGUGCAUCAGUGAUAGUAGGAAGAAAGAGAGCUCACCUAACAAGGACACCACUGACACAGACCUUGAAGAGACCAUGAGCAUCGAUACAGAGAACCAUUUGGAGAAAAAAGAUCAAGAGAAAGGAGGGAAACAAACUGACUGGAUGGAUGUGGAUAGCAGUACUUCCUCUGCCGCCUUAAACUCAGAGAAGGAGAAAAAAUUGUUAGCUGCAGUGACUGGGUUGAAAGAAGUGAAGAUAUUAAUCCACAAACUGGACAUUGAGAAUUUGCUGGCGGGUGACCACAUUUUCCAUUUACCAUCUGUGUGUAACAAGCAGCGGGUGAAAGAUCAGCCCAUCCCGGACGACAGCAACCAGUGUGAAACGUCUUACACAUCUACAGAUGCCAAAAACAAGCCUAGCUAUGAAAAGGCCAUACACAUGACAUGCUGCCACUGCAAAACGAGCAUGACGAAGGGACAAACUGCCUACCAGAAGAAGGGAUUCGCGGAUGUCUUCUGCUCCAAAAGCUGCCUAUUUGAAAUGUUCCCCAUCAACAAACCAGGCACCAAGACCUGUCAUCACUGUCACAAGGCGAUAACGCAGCCUCUGGACCUCAUCAUGGCUGUAGUGGACAUUAAAGGAACUAUGAAGGACUUCUGCAGCCUGACCUGCCUGUCCUCUUUCAAGUCCAGCAGUGUGUCCACCCAAACACCACAGUCGCUCUGCAGUAUGUGCAACAAAUCCUGCGCCACCACGUGUGAGUUGACCCUUAAAGAAGCCGUCCACAAAUUCUGCAGCGACUCCUGCUUGGAAGGUUUCCGCAGGGACAACGUGCCCGUCUGUGAGAACUGCAGCUCCCCCUGCCACAACAAACCGCUCAUGCUGAAGCUGGAGGAGGACACAAAAACCAUCUGCAGUGAUGAAUGUCUGCAACAAUUCAAAAAGAAAAUCAAAGCACCCCAUCAGUGCACCAUGUGCCACACUUCUCGACCGAUGUCGGACAUGGUUGACUACAAAAGCAGCGAGGGCACGGUGGAGCUCUUCUGCACUCGCACCUGUGUGACGUCUUACAAGCUACGGCCUGCAAUUAUAUACAAGCUUCAAGGAAAGAAAGGCUCAGCCCGGUCGAAAAAGAGGAAAAAAGGCAAACAAUCAAAACAUGGAGCAGCAGUAAAAGAAGAUGCAAAGGUCGGUUCGGACUCCACCGUUAACGAAAAUAAUGCCUCUCAAGCUGCUGAAUCGGACAUCACAACAACACUCAUCAUUGCAGACUCAUGCGUUGUCUGUUGCAACUGUGGAAAGAAGCUGCCGAGAGGACAGACACUCUACCAGCCGAAGAGCUCAUUAGAGGUUUUUUGCUCCGCCUCUUGCCUCGCUGAAAGGCAUCCCAACAUCAAAGUAGUCACGAAAAACUGCUACAACUGCUUUCAGGUGAUAAUGCGGCCUCACAACAUCAUCCUGGCUCCGGUGGAUGAUUCAGGAACCAUGAAGGAGUUGUGCAGCGAGACCUGCCUCUCCUCUGUGAAAUCCAAGAGGAACAUGGCUGCCCCGAAACCGCCGCCGCUAGUUGGACCUCGUUCAGAGUGCAGGAUAUGCGCCAGAUAUUGUUAUUGCAAAUUCAAGCUGACCCUGGAUGGCAUGGUCCAUAGACUUUGCAGCGACACCUGCUUCAUCAGCUACCACAAAGCCAACAACUUGCCUGUGUCCGCCUGUGACAUCUGCAGCUCCGUCUGCCUGGACAAACGAUUCGUGCUGAAGAUGGAGGACAGCAGUAAAACCAUUUGCAGUGAAGAAUGUCUGGUCAAGUUCAAAGAGAGAGUCAAGACACCUCAGUUGUGCCCCAUGUGCCGGACUUCCCAUCAGAUGUCAGACAUGGUUGAAAAUAAAAACACAGAGGGCAUAUUGGACUUAUUCUGCAGCAACAGAUGUAUGAUGGUGCACAAGGCGCAGUCUUUCACUGUGUCAGAGAGGAACAGCCCUUCAUCUGAAGAGAGCGAUAUUAAAGAUGUGAAGCCGUCGCUACCGAAUUUGCACUGUAUAAAAGAAGAGCCCAUCGAUGAGGAGUACAACCAGAAUCUCCCUCCCUCCAUAUCCGCAGAAGACAUCAAGGACGAGCCAAAUGUGGCAAAGGAGGACUUGAAGAUUGGUUCUGUCUUCUCCUUGACGGGAGACUCUACGUCGGCAGCGCCCAUUCUCACCCACAUGGAUUUGCCUGCAUCCUGCUCCAACUGCAAAAAGGUUCUGAUGGAUGGAGAGACUGUUUACCAGAGGAAAGGCCACGCGGAUAUCUUCUGCUCCACUUCCUGCCUUGUAAAAUUUUACCAAAAGAAACCAAUUAAGAAGACCUGCCAGUUCUGUCUUCAGGUGAUAACACAGUGUCAGGACGUCCUCCAGGCCCCGGUGGAUACUGAAGGGACAAUGAAGGACUUUUGUAGCCAGACCUGCCUGUCCUCCUUCAACUACAAGAAAAUCAUGUCCACCAAAAUACCCCUCGUGCCAGUCGCUUCACAUUCACAAUGCAGCGUGUGCAGCAGAUAUUGCAUUAGCAAACACGAGAUCAUACAGCAGGAGGUCAUCCACAGGAUCUGCAGUGACCCCUGUUUUCUCCGUUUCUGCAACAUGAACAACCUGUGCAUCUGUGAAAACUGUCAGUCCCACUGCAACACACCGCUCACUCUCAAGAUGGAAGAUGGCAACAAAAAACUAUGCAGCGCAGAGUGUUUGGACCAAUUCAAAAAGAAAAUCCAAACACAGCAGCCGUGUGCCAUGUGCCACACUUCUAAGCUGAUAUCAGACAUGGUUGAAAACAAAAACAGUGAAGACAUGCUGGAGCUCUUCUGUACCAGCAGUUGUGUUAUGGCAUCAAAGAUCCAGGCUGUCAGUGCGUCAGGUACUCCACUGAAUUGUGAUAACUGUGGAAAGACCACAGUACCAGCUUGCCACCUCGCUAUGUCAGAUGCCUCCGUCAGAAACUUCUGCACUUUAACCUGUGCCAUGGCCUUUAAGGAGACUCAGAAAGACACGACUGCUUCCACUAACCUGACAGGAGCGCCUGACCAAACCCAAUGUGAUUUCCUCAAACCACCAGAGAAACUGCCAUGCGCCCAGUGUCGACGCAUUAUAAAAACUACACCAAAAGUUAUCCAGAAAAAGUGCAAAAUGAAUUUCGUGUGUAGCCUGGCCUGUUCUCAAGAGUUCAAGAGGGUCAACAACAUCAUGGGGAAUUGUGAAUACUGUAAGAAUGAACGGACCAUCAGAGACGCCAAGAGGGUCGACGACAAAGACUGCUACUUCUGCAGUGACGGCUGCAAGAUGCUCUUUCGUCAUGAGCUGGAGAAGCAGUGGGGGAAACACUGUCGCUCGUGUGCUUACUGCCACUCCAUAUCCAGGACGGUGGUGACAGCAAGGUAUGACGGCAAUGAAGAGGAGUUCUGCUCCGAAGACUGCAGCUCAAAUUACAAAAUGCUCUUCUGCCGUGUUGCCAAGUGUGACACCUGCAGUCGUAAAGGGAAACUGAGGCAGAGUCUUCCCAUGCUGGGGGAGGUCAAACACUUCUGUGACCUAAAAUGUCUCCUGCACUUCUGUAAUAAAAAAGUCCAGAUGGUAAACAUGGGCUCUUCACCUCCUGGAUCUUCAGGUACAGCAGAGUCCUCCCCUGUCAUCGCUAACGUUAUCUCACUUGCUAGCGCUCUGGCUAGGCAGACCACUGUCUCUUCCAGCACUCCACAAACUGGCUCUGUCCCUGACAUUCAAACUAAGGUCAUUGGACAUGCCAGUAUUCAAACAGUCCCUAAGGAACUGAAGAACAAGUCCAUGCUCUGCACACCGUUGGUCCACAACAAAGGAGUCUCCUGUACAACACAGACUGUCGACACAGGAGCACAAACAGACAACUUUGUACCCAAGGUCAUAGUGCUGCCUGUACCAGUGCCAGUGUAUGUUCCUCUACCUAUGAACAUGUACAGCCAGUACACACCGAAGCCUGUGGGCCUACCGUUACCGGUGCCUGUGCCCAUGUUCCUCCCCGUGACGUCGGAUGGCCCUGAACCAACAAUGGAAGAGAGGAUCCAGCCAAAACCCCUCCAGAGAGAACACAACUUCAGGUCUGAGAUGGAGACCGAGCGGGAUGACAGGAACGAGAGAGAGGACGCGCGUAGGGCCAGAGAGGUGACUGAAGAAGGAGAAAGACAAGAAACUCAGGCCUUUAAGGACAACAUCAGUAGCUCCAGGCACGACUUGGACAAAGAAGGCCCCGGUAGUUUCAACAGCCAGGAGGGCUCCUUCAUAGACGCCAGCCUUGGGUCACCCAGCCGACCACACACUCCGUCUCCUCCGCCUGCUCUGCGGAUGAGAGAGGAUCCCCAGAGCUCACCGAGUCCUGCACCUGCUCCUCCACUAUUACAACAAACUCUGGGCAGAGUCCACAAGAACAAGUUGUCUAAGGUGGCUAAAGAGGAGACAUCUGAAGGAGACUUUUCUAAAGUCAUGUCUAGGAAGCACCACAAACUGAAGAGUCAGUGUGGGAUUGAUGCCUGGAAGAGAUGGAUUCAUUGGAGGGAAUCACAAACCAACCUGGACCCUGUUUCUUCACAAGCUGUGGGGUUAAAGGAGGAUGUUCUUCACUGCUCUGCGGCUGAACUGAGCGACGGCCUCUGUCGCUUCAUCAAUGAGGUGAAACAACCCGAUGGAGAGUCGUACUCCCCUGACAGCCUGUUCUACCUCUGCCUCAGCAUACAACAGUAUCUGUUUGAGAACGGUCGUAUGGAGAACAUAUUCAGUGAUCUGAUCUACAACAAGUUCUCCACAGAGUUCACCAAGAUCCUCAAACACUUCAAAUCCUCAGUCGCAGCCAGUGGUUACAUCCACUCCCGUGUGGAGGAGGAGUUUCUCUGGGACUGUAAACAGCUGGGGGCGUACUCCCCCAUCGUCCUCCUCAACACUCUGCUCUUCUUCUGCUGCAAGUACUUCGACUUCACCACGGUGGAGCAGCACCGCCAGCUGUCCUUUGCCCACGUCAUGCGCUGCACCAAAACCAACCCGAACAACACCAAGAUCACCUUCCUGCGCUUCUACCCACCCAUAUCCAUAAAUGAAGCCGAGCCAGAGGAAGUCCCGGCUAAAAAACGUAAGAAAAAUGAGAAUAAAGAGAAUUUCCUGGAGAUGAUGGAGAACACGGAGAACCCUCUCCGCUGUCCAGUCAGACUCUACGAGUUCUACCUCUCCAAGUGCUCCGAGUCGGUGAGGCAGCGCAGCGACUUGUUCUACCUUCACCCCGAGCGCUGCUGCGUUCCCAGCAGCCCUCUGUGGUUCUCCUCCACCACUCUGGAUGACAGCACCAUGGAGGCCAUGCUCAUCCGAAUCCUCACCGUUCGAGAGCUGCAGGGGAAGAUAGAUGGACGAGACCGACAGUCGAUGGAUGACCCAGCGUUUACACCUGACGAGGUGGAUUCGAAAUGAUGAAGGCAGCUAAUUCACCUUUUUUGUUGUUGUUGUUUUUGGAGGGACUGUGUUUUAAAGUUGGGCAUCAGGUUGAGUUCAUAAAUUUGUAAAUUGCGUAAAAAUGCAAGAGCAAUACAUUCCAUCAAACAGAAAAUUAAGUCUCUCAAACUAACACCAAAAAUUAGUUGAACUGCAAAGACACCUCUUUUAUCAAGUUUUGACGAAAUCAUCAUGAAGCCUAAAUUUUUUCCAAACACUGGAGGUUCACAUCCAUGCUUUGCGACUCCUUCAAUCUCUUUGCAACCUGGACUCAGAGUAAAUACACUGAUGUUUUUCAAAAUUUACAGACAGUCUUUGUUUCAAACCAUUCUAGAUCUUGCUUUUUGGACCUGGACUGUUACCGGGCUGGUUUCGCAGAGGUAAACUUUGUCAACGGCUUAGAUGUAACUGAGAGUCAGGCUUAAGAUAGGUGUCUAAGUUCAUCUCCUGCACAAAGCUGUCUGGUUCUCGUCUAACAUAAAGCAGCUGUUAUCAAUAUUUUUAUAAUAACAGUGUGUCACGUAAAAAUGUUAAGACUGUAGUAAUGAACCUACAGAGAUUUAUCAACUGAAUCUACAGCUCCACACUACUUUACGGAGCUUUAUCGUGAGUUUCAGCUCACUGCUCAGCCGUCCGACCCACAGCUUUGCUGUUUUUGUUCCCUCUCACUGCCUCAUAACAUCAUUUACGGCCGCAUGCGGGCGGCUGUUUAUGGAGAGCAAAAGCUAUAAAACUCACUGUACACUGUUUGCCAUUAAGUUUGCAACAUCAACUUAAUUUGUCAAUGUUGUGUUCGCAAUGUUGUUUCCAAUGGCCCCCGAGUGGCCAAAAACAUCACCGGGACUAAUUUGCCGUGAAUUCUUGGUAAUUUAGGACUCAAACCGUUCAGCUCUGUACACACAGAGAAUGUUACAAGGAUAUUUUACUGGGAAAAUUUUGCAAGGAGUGUGAGAGUACAAAAAACUUCCAGUGGCAUAAAAUCUGGACACCGUGCAGAGCUGUAGCAGAGCUGAGCUGCUGAGGCACCUUAACGUGGCAGGACUCAGUGCUUCUGUUAGCUCACCAGUCAAGAUCAGGACAGUUUCAUUGGGCCAACGAAAACAACUGCCCAUGUCCUCACUGCUGUAUAUUUGUACUGCGCUCCACAACAUUGUUAACAAACCACAAAUUAUGAGCCAUGUUGUCAUCUUUUGUUGUCGUUUGGUGCCACUGCUGAGCAGGGGCACUGAUCGUUACCGGCCCUUAUUUUUGUGAACCAGCAUUAAACUAAUCUAAGAGCAAAUUUGAGACCAAGUCUAAAUGAUCAUUUGUGAAUUCGCCCCCGACAUCUUUCAUCUUUAAAAAGAAACUUUUUUUUUUAAACCGUAUGUCAAGUCUUUGUUUUUUUUUUUUUUGUUUGUUUCCCUCGAGUCAGUUGAAUGUUAACGACUUCAGUUGUGAGUUGAGAUUUACCCAUGUUUAUUUGCAAACAAAUAAAAAUAUUGAAAAAGUAAUGCUGAAUGCUAGUGAACUAUGUAUAGCUCCAAAACAGAAGAGGACCAGGAAAGAUUACUACUGCGCUGCCUGUUGUACAGCCACUCAAGUGUUUCCAGUUUUAACCGAUGAGAUCUCUGUUGUCCCUCCCUGUAACAGGUGCAGCUGUUCCGCACAUAAUCCUUGUGCCAAGUCAGAGGCACUUACCUGUCUGUUUUUUGUUUGUUUUUUUAAAUGUAAGGUUGUGUAAAUAGUGAAUUGUGCGUGGCGUGGUUUUUUUGAGGACGCCCACUGCGCCCUCUGCUAUCGCUAGAACGGCUCUUCCUGUGCCUCCCAACCACUGCUGCAGCUGUUUCUGUGCCGUGUGGAGCCAUGUGUCAUUAGACACAAACCAGGACAAAACUGGGAAACCUGUGGCGUUCACGCGUGACUUUAUAACCUUGUUCAUGCAGUCAGCUCUAACUGGGAAUCACAAGUGGUACUCACUUUUGUUGCAGAGGUCAGAGGUGAACUGACUUUGGUCCGACUGAGGUUGUACUUUCAAUGUAGUGUAUCUAACCUGUUUGUUUUU